This is a messenger RNA of Hirundo rustica (Barn swallow), 2409 nucleotides long. RefSeq names its product CTD small phosphatase 1 (gene CTDSP1). Lineage: Eukaryota; Metazoa; Chordata; Aves; Passeriformes; Hirundinidae. The record is from RefSeq and is a predicted model, not a curated record. The transcript has 7 exons. Gene Ontology annotation, molecular function: RNA polymerase II CTD heptapeptide repeat phosphatase activity. Bases 16 to 792 code for a protein of 258 amino acids.
CCCUCCCCGGCGCCCAUGGAGCACCAGUCCAUCAUCGCCCAGGUCAGCAGGGAGGAGGGGAGCGCCCCGCUUCAGGAGAAAGGUACCCAGACCCCUGCCAAGAAGCCUCGAAGCCGCAGCAUUCUCCAGUCCCUCUUCUGCUGCCUGUGCCGCGAUGAAGGGGAGCCCUGCACCGGCAGCACCGGCGCACCGCUGCUGGUGGAGGAGAACGGGGCGCUGCCCAAGGCUGCUGCCAGGCACCUCCUGCCCGAGAUCAAGCCGCAGGACGCCAGCAAGCUCUGCGUGGUCAUCGACCUGGAUGAGACCCUGGUGCACAGCUCCUUCAAGCCAGUGAACAACGCUGACUUCAUCAUUCCGGUGGAAAUCGAUGGCAUCAUGCACCAGGUGUACGUGCUCAAGCGGCCGCACGUGGACGAGUUCCUACAGCGCAUGGGUGAGCUGUUCGAGUGUGUGCUCUUCACUGCCAGCUUGGCCAAGUACGCAGAUCCUGUGGCUGACCUGCUGGAUAAAUGGGGGGCCUUCCGGGCACGACUUUUCCGGGAAUCCUGCGUUUUCCAUCGCGGCAACUACGUGAAGGACCUGAGCCGCCUGGGCCGUGACCUGCGCCGGAUCAUCAUCGUGGACAACUCGCCCGCAUCCUACAUCUUCCACCCUGACAACGCUGUGCCGGUGGCCUCCUGGUUCGAUAACAUGGCGGACACGGAACUGCUGGACCUGCUGCCCUUCUUCGAGAGGCUCAGCAAGGUGGAGGACGUGUACGCAGUGCUCAAGAAGCAGCGGACUAACAGCUAAUGGCCCCCCCACCCUCCGGGUGCUGCCGAGGGGCACCGCCGGGGGAGCCAGGUGCCUUAUUUUGGGGGAGGGAGGGUCCCGCUGUGCCCCGCGUCAUCCUCCCCAGCCUCGGUGGGCGCGGGUGCCCUCCGUGCCUGCCGCUGGUGGGAGAUGUGGGUGCUCCCGCCAGGAAGCUGGGUGCCCCUCUUCUCAGAGAAGGCCCCCUCCGCCGUGGGGUGGGGUGACCCCACUGCCUUGCUGUGCUGAGGACCUAUUUUGGGGGGUCCCAUCCUCCCCCACUGUCCAGCCCCUGCCCCCUUCCCCCCAACCCGUGUCCCCCCUCCACAAAACGGUUCUCAGGUCCUUUUCCCCUCUGUCCCCCGAUUGGGGAUAGGGGGUGGGGUCAGCAGCUGCUGCUUUCACUGCCUUUGGAGGACUGAGAUCCCUCCAUCCAGACACUGCCUGCUGGGAGGCUGGCAGCCCUUGGCCCGUCUGCCGAGGCUGCGAGACAAGUUACCGCUUGUCACCCUCCGAAACAGCAGGGAGCUGUCACCAUACCCUUAACUCUGCCCUGGGUGCAGCUGAUCACCUCGUGGGGGCAUGUCCCUGCCUCUCUCCAUGCCUGCUGCCCCCACCUCGGGGUUGUGUUUUGCAGGGGCAGCCCAGCCUCAGGGCUGAGCCCCUGGGCACAACUGCCUCCCACGUGCCUUGGGACACCGUGUCUCUGCUCUCCCUUAGCCCUGCAAGGGGUGUGCCUGGGGAGACUCUUUACUGGCCCCCUACAACUUUGGUUUCUUCUAAUUUUGGGGGGGAGGUGGCCUCCCUCCCCCUCCAGUUACACUGUGUCACUGGGAGCCACUCUAGUUGCCAACAGAAGGGUCCCCUCCUGUGGCGGUGGGCACACCCCCCACCCCUUAUCCAUCUGCAGCUUCACCAAAGGCUGCCACUCCUGGGGGAGAGGGGAUCCCCAUACCAGCCUUAAUGUGCCCCUCCCAGCCUUACCCCAGCCCCAGUGCCCCAGCUGGGAGGGGGUGGGGGACACUGCAGGCCCCCCUGUAUCCUGGGGUUACCCUGACCCCCGUGGGGUUGGACUCGUGCCAGGGUGUCCCCCAGCUUUGAGAGUCUGGGGGCUCUCAGGGAGGGAUUUUCUGGAGAGGGCUGAGCUCAGCCGGGCCUUUUUUAAUGUCACAAUACGGACAAUGCCUCGUUAUCUUUUUAGAGGGAAAAGCAAUGAUUUCCCAAAAAAAAAAAUCAUUGGGUGCCUUUUUACCGCUGUGCCAGCGAAGGGAGCGGGGCAGUAUUUGGGGGGUGGGUGUGAAGGGUUUUAGCUUCCCGGUGCUGUUCAGCCGGCUCCUGCCGGCGCUGCCCUGCUCCCGAUGCCGGGGCUGAGCAGGGGACCCCCGGCCCCACCCACAGCCCUGCCCUGCUGUGGGAGGUGGGAUAGGGGAGGUGUAGCACAGCCGCCUGGAUCCCUGCCAGCCCCGGAUCUCGUCCUGCCCUGCCAGGAGGGUUGAACUCAGCACUUUAUAUUAGACAAGUCAAAGGGCGCCAGCGCAGCCGCUGCCCGGCGAGCGCCUGUGGGCGCUGCGGCGCCCGAGGAGUACGGCCCCCGCCCUGGGCACCCUGGGGAGGGCUGGG